Fundulus heteroclitus (mummichog) is the source of this 780-nucleotide messenger RNA. Its product is annotated as relaxin-3-like. Bases 78 to 476 code for a protein of 132 amino acids. Gene Ontology annotation, molecular function: hormone activity; G protein-coupled receptor binding. The record is from RefSeq and is a predicted model, not a curated record. Gene Ontology annotation, cellular component: extracellular region. NCBI's taxonomy places the organism in Eukaryota, Metazoa, Chordata, Actinopteri, Cyprinodontiformes, Fundulidae. Gene Ontology annotation, biological process: adenylate cyclase-inhibiting G protein-coupled receptor signaling pathway. The transcript is spliced from 2 exons.
CCUUGAAUAAGCUACAACCCUGCAACCCUGACUUGUCCGAACUUUUUGCCUCCACCGACCAACCAUCUGCACAUCAAAUGAUGGCUGCUGCUAAGUGGCUGCCGAGUCUGCUGGUGGUGCUGCUGGCUGCAGCGUAUCUGGCUCACGCACAGGACAGGAUUAAGAUGUGUGGGCGAGAGCUUAUCCGUCUGGCCGUCUCAUCCUGCGGGAACUCUCGGCUGAGGAGAAGCAUCCCGGACGCAGAACUGAGCCAACAGCAGCUCACCGCUGGCUCUGACCAGGAUUUCUCCACUGAGGAGGACCAGGCGUCAGAGACAAUCCAUGCCCCCCUACAGUCUGAUGAGAAAAGGGUCGCCUCCUCUUUGGCUCCUCACUGGCACCCCCUGACCUUUCGAAUCAGACGAGCUGCUGGAAAAAUAUCUGACAUUUGCUGCGAGAAAGGAUGCAGCAUGAAAGAGCUUAUUCAGUUUUGCUAAGUAUAGCUCUACCACUUGUCCAACAGUGGAAAAGAAGAUUUUAUUUUGGGCUGUGAAGUCAUGAGGGACCUUUGCCAAGUAAACAAUUUUUGAAAAAUCUAGUAAAAUUCAUUCAAUAUGUUUCAUGUGACUUAAGAAAAGCUUUGAUUAAAGGAUGGAUUGCUCUGUGUGCAAGGGACAGUAAAAACAGAGAAAAACAAAGUGAACACGGGCUUUAUGGAGAGAGAUCAAAUCAGAUGCUAUUUAUUUGUAUUAGUAUAAUUUAUUUCAGUAAAAUCAGUGCAAAACAGACACACUGCAAUAA